UCCUCUCUUUAUUUCCUUUAGGUUCUGAGGACUUUUGUUGAGUCCUCUCUACAAAUUGAUGAGCAAGGCAGCUUCCUUCCAGCCAUCAGAUGUGUACCUAUCUCCGCCCUGAAGUACCAGACAGUCCUCCAGGCUCUGACCCAGGAAGGCAGUGGAGUAGAGCCAGCCGGAACUUAACAAUCAUCAGCAACCAUAAACAUUUGAAUAUACACAGAAGAACCCAGAAAGAUGGAAGAGAUACCUUCUAUUCUUCCUUCUCAGAGCUUCUGCUCAGCGAAGGUGAUAGUCUGGAGGUGCUCAGAGCCCAAGAGGAAUGGGAAGCCGUGGAAAAUAUUCAGCCAGGAGCAGGCCGCUGGCAGAGCCCAGACAGACCCGGGCAGCUGAUUUCCUUCAACGAGGCCCUCCAGCACUUCCAGGCAGCUGACCUCUCCAUUUGCAGGGAGAAGGUCCAGUCAGCAGUUUCCCGGAGAGGGCUCUCUGCUCUCUUUCGCUGCCUCUUUGGGCCCCCCCAGCUGCGCGAUGGCCUGCAGGAAGAACGAGAUUUAAUCCUGGCCAUCGCCCAGUGCGGCCUAGAUCACGAAGACCCUGUGCACAGCCGUGUCCUUCAGACCAUCUAUAAGAAGCUCACGGGUUCCAGAUUUGACUGUGCCCUCUAUGGAGCCCACUGGGAAGAGCUGGGCUUUCAAGGAUCAAACCCAGCCACAGACCUUCGAGGGGCAGGCUUCCUGGCCCUCCUGCAUCUGCUCUACCUUGUGAUGGACUCAAAAACCCUUCUGCUAGCCCAUGAAAUUUUCCGGCUUUCCCAGCACCACAUCCAGCACUUUCCCUUCUGCGUGAUGUCGGUAAACAUCACUCGAAUAGUGAUCCAGGCCCUCCGGGAAGAGUGCCUCUCCAAGGAAUGUAAUCGGCAGCACACGGUGAUCCCUGUAGUGAAUAACCUGUAUGCAGCCACCUUCCUCCGCCUUGCCUACGUCUGGAGGACACAGCAGAAAACCAUUCUAGACUCCAGCUUUGUUCUUAAAGACCUGGAAAUACUGGCCAAAAAGAAUCCAAAACAGCUGCUCCGGAACCUGGACGCCUACUUGACCAAAGGCACCGAAGGGCUGUCUCUGAUGGAGUUGUCAGGAGCACAGAAUGUCUCUGGGUCAGACGACAACUACCCCAAGAACCUCACCUUCACAGGAGUAUGCGACCUACAGCUGGACACAACAGAGAGAGUGCAGGCUGUUUGACUCCAGAGGCCCCACGAUUUAGAUGCCAGAGCUUGGAGAUCCUGAGGAGCCCAUGCAGGCCAUCACCUCGGAAUAGCUUGGUUAGGCCUGCUCAACCCUUUUCUCUAUUGGUGAGGUAUAGCUUUUAGAGGGAGAAUCCUGGCCUGGAGACCCCCCGGCUGUGGGUCAGAUCCAUGGGAUGCACAGGCAUCCAAACUUAGAAAUGGCCCCACUCCAUGGAGUUUAUAUGCCCAGUCCUGCUUCGAAAUUCGGCAGAGACGAUGGGUGGAUUUAAGCUUUGCUUUGCAGAAUAUUUGUGUGAAGGAUGGGGAGAAUUGAGGUAAGAGACAUGAACUUAUGAUCAAGAACAGACCAACAGAAGACUCAUUCCCUGGGCAUAAGAGCUUUCCAGGCUCUCAUUGAUUAGGAGCAAAAUUAGUUUGAGCCUGAAGAGAAGCUGUCUAGAAGAAAAGAAAAAAGGUAGUAAUAGCAGCCACCCCAGGAAACAGCAGCAGUCAGCAGAAGCCUGGCCCAAGGGAGGCUUGCCUGAGGGCACCUUCUGCUAUUCUGUCUGUCAGGGCUGAGCGGCUCCUCCAGGCUGACGGCCCCUGCCCCUGUGUACCACCCCACGACUGCCACCUUUGGGGUUCGGUGAUAGUGCUACAAAUGGUCAGGCGGGGGAAGGACCAGCGUUCGCACGAGCAGUUUUCAAAUAAAAAAUGAUUGUCAAAGUUUUA
Molecule: messenger RNA, 1948 nt
Organism: Vombatus ursinus (common wombat)
Lineage: Eukaryota; Metazoa; Chordata; Mammalia; Diprotodontia; Vombatidae
Gene: ELMOD3
Product: ELMO domain containing 3
Exons: 11
Coding region: 90-1232 (380 amino acids)
Source: RefSeq, a predicted model, not a curated record